Procambarus clarkii (red swamp crayfish) is the source of this 3065-nucleotide messenger RNA. RefSeq names its product DTW domain containing 2 (gene Dtwd2). NCBI's taxonomy places the organism in Eukaryota, Metazoa, Arthropoda, Malacostraca, Decapoda, Cambaridae. The record is from RefSeq and is a predicted model, not a curated record.
ACUUCCGUAAAGUAAAUUUGCUACAACAGCUGACAUGGGUGAAGAGGCGUUGCCUUGAAGACGAUGAAGUAGUGUAUUGAAUUAGAAACGUUUAUUUGUGAAGAACCAGCCCGUGAGAGGACGAGACUCACGCUGCAGGUGCCUCAAUUAUGGAAGAUGUAGAGGUUGAGCUCGCACUACUGGCAGACUUAGCUCAUAUUGAAAUAGGUCGGCGUGAAAAGCGCCCUCUGUGUAACAGAUGCAGUCGACCAGUGGGUGUGUGUUGGUGUUGGAGUCUUGGAAGGCAGAGAGUGGAAACAUCUUGCCGAAUUGUGAUUCUCCAGCAUCCACAUGAAGAGAAACGCUGCCUCCGUACUGCUCCAAUUCUGCAGACAGCUCUACCUAAGGGAUCUUAUGUUGAAGUAAAGGGAAAACGAUUUCCAUUUUCAAGAUUCCCAGAGCUGGAGGAUAUAUUCACGAGUGAGAACUCAAUUCUCAUGUAUCCAGGAGAGAAAACUAUGAGUUUGGAGGAGCUUCCACAUGUGGGAGAAGAUAACCAAUCUCCAUACAAUAUCAUUAUUAUUGAUGGCACCUGGCAGCAGGCAAAAUCAAUGUACCAUAAUUGCCGCCAUCUGCACUCCAUGCGACGAGUUAGUUUAUCGGGAAAAUUCAUAAGCGAAUAUGUAAUCCGCACCCAGCCUACGGAAUAUGCUCUGUCAACUGUUGAAACUGCAGCUAUUGCAUUGGCCACAUUAGAACAAGAUUGGGCUAUUUAUAAUACACUCGUUCACCCUCUCCAACUCCUCUGUCAGUAUCAGAUCAAGCAUGGUGCGGUGCCUCAUCAAAGCAAGGAACAUAUGAUCACAUCAGGGCGUUGUAAUAAGUCAUUAGGAAAACGAACCUAUAAAAAACUCCGCAAGUGUGGUGCUAAACAGGGCGAUUCACUGUCAGAGUUCAUGGACUCUCUCACCUUAUUUAAUAGUCAAAUAGAAAACAUUAAUCAUGAAGAGGGAAUGCAUAAUUAUGAUGUCAGGUCUCAUGACAGACAUGACAAAGCCGAAAUGAAUCUUGCUGAAAGUGAAAAUUGUGCCCAUGAAAAAAAUAGUGGAAAUUCUUCUGGUAAUGAAACGGAGACCUUGAACGUGUUUCAUCAGAUUCUUCCCAUUUUGAAUAAUAAUGCCAUUGAUUCAUCUCCAAGUUUUAGAUGAUACAGAAUUUUUACUGCCAAGAAUUUAAAAAUUCUAGAUUUUUGUAGUAUUCAAGAGAGAAAAUCUUUGAAAUUCUUGGAACCUUAUUCCUAUAUUUGCAGCUUAUUAAAAUGGAAAGUUCAUGGAUUUUCUUGAUUCUAGUUUUAAAUUAUGUAUUAAUUUAUUUUACUAUAAAUCAUGUUGUGAUCAAGAGCCAACAUUGGUUGUGACUCAGUUUUGCUGAGCUUCAUGCCAUAUUGGUGUUGUCUCUAGUGAUAUUUGAGUCAGGUCCUUCAUUGGAAUCCUCGAUGAAUCAUUCCUUUGAUAUCACUCGUCUCGUAUUGACAUCCUAAUUUUAUAUCUAAGAACUCUUAUUAUUCUGUAACACAGUGCUAUAUAGUUUUCUGGGCUUUGCAUUUCCUUUUGAUAAUUACAGGCUUGACAGUUUCUUUUUGUUUGUUACCAACCGAACGUUAGGAAUGCACAAUAAUGAAAUGCAGAACAGAAUUAUCUGAAAAUGGAUGUUUCAGUGUAUGCCAAAAUUUGUAAUUCGUAAUUCUACUAUGCAAAUUUGGUCUACUAUUUAAGUCUGUCUACUAUGCAGACCUGACCUUCAAGUAUCUUCCAUGUAUGUAUUAUGUGAUACCUCUCCUGUCUCUUUUUCCAGAGAGUACACUUUGAAAGCUUUGAGAUGGUUCCAAUAAUUGAGGUAAUAUAGUGUCUGUGUGUGCCAUGUAUGUUCUCUAUAUUCCAUCCAUUUAAGAAAUCUCUCCUGCUCUGAAAAAUAAAGUGAGACCCGAGCAGUACUCAAGGCAUGACCAGCCAACCAAAUAAUUCACAAACCUAGUGUGACUGAGGACACAUGUCUGUUGGGCCCAAUGUUGACUUUUUGAUCAGUGAUGUUGGCUGUCAUUUUUUGCUUCAUGUGUGUUCCUAUACUACUUUGCAUGUGCUCUCAUUCAUGCUUUUCCCAUUUUCUUGGAGGUAUUUUUUUUUCCAGUCAAUCAUAAUGCUAUCUGCACCCAUUGGCUAGUUGGUAAUGUUUUACAGAUAACAAAUUGUGAACUAUUAAAUGUGCCUGUCCCUAUGGGCUAUCCUCCUGUUACAGCAAUAGGUGGAAUGGAAAUGGUUCUGACUAGGCUUCAUGUUGGCCACAUGCAUUUAACUCUUGGGCUCUUAAAUGAACAAAGCCCUACUCCUUACUGUGUGAACUGCAUUGUUCCAGUUAUAGUUGCGCUGCCUCCUUGUAGAAUGUCCUGAUUUUCAAGAUGAUCGUAGAUCUUGGUGUUCCCAGUGUCUUUUUGACAUUGUUCAUUAAACAAGAUCCUCAGUGAAUCCAAUGUAACUCGGCUUAAGAUUUUUUGCUUUAUCAUUGGCAUCUUGAAUGAUAUUUAGAACCUUUUGAAUAUCCUGCAACAGACAAUGCUAAAUAGCCUUCCUGGCUUAUGGCCAUUUUUUGAUACUUGCAGUGUCCGGUGUUCAUAGUAUGCUUCAGCUAUUAUAGCUAUGCUUAUCUUUCUUGAUGGUUGGCUCGCAUCUCCACUGUCCCUCCAUAAUUUUUUUUCCCUGCAGGGUUUUGGUUGCCUUCAUUCAAGGAAACAAAGUACAGUACAGUACUUCCUUUCCUGUAGUGCAUUGGCUCUUGCCUUGCUGCGAUUCCUGUUGUUGGGAGUGAUAGUUUCUAACAAUUUUCUAGUGUGCCUUUAGUAUCUCGCUCACUCUUUACUGAUGCUCUGGCUAUGAUAUAAGGUUGGGGUUGGUAUCUAUAUUAUCAUUGGAGACCAAUGACCUUCACAACCCAGGCCAACAUGGAUUUCGAGCAGGAAGAUCGUGCCUCUCACAGCUACUUGAGCACUACAACAAAGUCACUGAGGCAUUAGAAGAAAAACAGAAUGCUGA